UCCAAUAAUUUCUUUCUUUUUACAGAUCAUUGAUCCAACUUUCAAAGGCUGAUCAUGGAGAACAGAUCAGAAGUGAAUGAGUUCAUCCUUAUAGGAUUAACAGAUGCCCCAGAGCUUCAGGUCUUUUGACUUCAUCCAGGCAGUAACAGUGACUGGGGAUUCCAAGCAUCAUGAUGGCGGCUCUGAUCAUUCAUUCAACACCAUGAACUGGAGAGGUUCUUCCAAAGGGAUCUCUUUUCCCUUCCAUAAGCUAGACUUUGAUUACAGAUGGGUGAUGUUUACAAAGUCCCUUAAGAUAUCUAUGGAGAACAGCUCAGAGGUGAAAGAGUUCAUCCUUGUGGGAUUAACAGAUGCCCCAGAGCUUCAAGUGCCCCUCUUCAUGAUGUUCAUGGUCAUCUAUGUCAUCACUGUGGUGGGGAACCUGGGAAUGGUGGUGAUUAUCUCUUGGGACUCUCGUCUCCACACCCCCAUGUACUUUUUCCUCAGUAACCUCUCUCUGGUGGAUUUUGGCUAUUCUACAGCUAUUACUCCUAAAGUGAUGGCUGGCUUCCUCACAGGCAACAACAUCAUCUCCUACAAUGGAUGUGCUGCACAAAUGUUCUUCUUUGCAGUAUUUGCCACUGCUGAAAGUUAUCUCCUGGCUGUUAUGGCCUAUGAUCGCCAUGCAGCUGUGUGUAAGCCCCUCCAUUACACCACCACCAUGACGUCCAGUGUGUGUGUCCGUCUGGUCAUUGGCUCCUAUAUCUGUGGUUUUGUGAAUUCCUCCAUCCACACAGGGGACAUAUUUAGCCUCCACUUUUGCAAUUCCAAUGUCAUUCCUCACUUUUUCUGUGAUUUCCCACCCCUUUUAGCUCUUUCUUGCUCUGACACACACAUUACUGAAUUAGUUAUUUUCUUUGUUGUGGGAUUCAAUGUCUUUUUUGCCAUUUUCACCAUAUUGGUAUCCUAUUUAUUCAUCUUUGUAGCUAUCCUGAGAAUGCGCUCAGCUGAGGGUCGCCAGAAAGCCUUCUCUACCUGUGCUUCCCACCUCACAGCAGUGUCCAUAUUCUAUGGGACCAUCAUCUUCAUGUACUUACAACCCAGUUCUAGUCAUUCCAUGGACACAGACAAAAUGGCCUCAGUAUUCUACACUAUGGUCAUCCCCAUGUUGAACCCUUUGGUCUAUAGCCUGAGGAAUAAAGAUGUCAAGAGUGCUUUUUCUAAACUUUCUCAUGGUGCAAAGUCUUCCUUAGGCUUAUCCUCUUAAUUAGGGCAUAACCUAAUGCAUCUUCUCUAUUUGUACCUUCAUUGUACACACAUUCUCUUCAUCCUCCAUGGCAUAGACAAGACUAGAUUCCUUUUUCUUCUUGGACCUGGGAAGUACCUUCCUGGAAGGUUUCUAACUACUAAAUGUGUACUCUGAAGUUUAUUGAAUUUAGGAGAAUUGGCCCCAUUUAUCUCAAUUUCAAUCCUAACUCCAAGACAUUUCUGAAAUUCAGAAAAUUUCUCUUUAAAUUUAUAUAGAACUCUAGCUUAACUCUUGCUGUUGAGCAGGAUGUGAUGCCAAGUAAUGAAAAUAGUCACUGCCAAUAUUUCAUUUGUUCACUGGGUUCCUUAGUCCAAAUAAUUAAUGAAUGUGUUGAGGAUUUCCACCCACAGUGAGCUAUUGCAGUUAUGAGAAAAUGCUACAGAAAAGUUAGUUACUAUUAUCCUCAAUCUGAAUUUUUAUCUCAAAUACUAUGUCUUUGGCAUGAGGUGCUUCCAUUUGUAAGGAUAAUUUUAGGGUUGUGACCUAAUCUUAAUUAAUUUUUGGUCACCAGGGAUAUCUCAAUAAAGUACCCAAGUCAGCUUGCCAAUUUAUGAUGGUUAUUUAUUAUAGAUGAAAGGAAUUAAGGAGAAGAGAGAGAGAAGGUUUUAGGAUUCCUCCCAUCUGGCCUGUGCCAGGGGGAGUUCAAAGUCGUCAGCCAAAGAGGAAGACCAGAAGCUUUCUUGAGAAUAAUGUUGGGAGGUAUCAAGGAAAACUCACUGCUAAACUCGGAAAAACAGCAUCCACGCCAUGAUGCGAACAUGCUCAGCAAGCUGCCACCAGCCACUUCUCUGCUGUCAAAGAGGCCAGAGAGAGGAAAUGAUGCGAAAUAUAUAGACGGUUUUACAUUACUUUCCUGCAUCUCACAUGUACCAAUGGUAUCUUAGUCUUGACAUAGGACAGCCCAGUGAUCUGUCAGUUGUUUCUGAUUUGUCAUUUGCUAUCACAUGUCUGUCAUAGGCCAUCCUCCUAGAUACUUAAUCAAUAAUUAUGGGGGAAAAUAUUACUGAUUUUGUUAAGCUAUGUAGGGUGGAGUUAUCUAAAGUUCACAAUUUCCUGAUUUUGUUAGACUAAUGUUCACACAGUGUGACAUUUUCUUUUACCCAGACAAAUCUACCACUCAUUUAUAAUCUUCACUGAUAUAGAGGGUUGUCUAGGGCACUGCCAGGGUAAGUGAAUAUUUCAUGACCAUACAACCAGUCAGAAGCAAGAAUUAUCUUAAAAUUUCCUCAUUCCAAGAUCACUGUUCUGCAUUGUUCCAUGCUGUUAUCAACGUGUUUUAUUUUAAACAGUUGAAAUAAAUGAUCUAGUUUAUCUGGGUGAUCCUUCAGAGGUCACAACAAUGAAUUGGAAACUGAGGGAAUGCCCAUCAAUUGGGGAAUGGCUGAGCAAGUUGUGGUAUAUGAUUGUGAUUGAGUGCUAUUGUAUUAGAAAAAAUGAUGACCAAGAGGCUUUCAGAGAAACCUGGGGAGACUUAUAUGAACUAAUGCAAAGUGAAAUGAGCAGAACCAGGACAACAUAGUACACAGUAAGAGCACUAUUAUAUGUGGAUUAACUGAAAAAUUUAACUACUCAGCAAUACAAUGAUCUGAGACAAUUCUGAAGGACUUGUGAUGACAAAUGCUAUGUGCCUGCAGACA
Monodelphis domestica (gray short-tailed opossum) is the source of this 2925-nucleotide messenger RNA. Its product is annotated as olfactory receptor 5B12. The record is from RefSeq and is a predicted model, not a curated record. Gene Ontology annotation, molecular function: olfactory receptor activity; G protein-coupled receptor activity. Gene Ontology annotation, cellular component: membrane. Gene Ontology annotation, biological process: G protein-coupled receptor signaling pathway. Lineage: Eukaryota; Metazoa; Chordata; Mammalia; Didelphimorphia; Didelphidae.